Molecule: messenger RNA, 3721 nt
Organism: Eleginops maclovinus (Patagonian blennie)
Lineage: Eukaryota; Metazoa; Chordata; Actinopteri; Perciformes; Eleginopidae
Gene: elavl1a
Product: ELAV like RNA binding protein 1a
Exons: 7
Coding region: 178-1224 (348 amino acids)
Cellular component (GO): ribonucleoprotein complex
Molecular function (GO): RNA binding
Source: RefSeq, a predicted model, not a curated record
UGAGUGGGCGUGGCGGGCUUUGUCACGUAGCUGCUUCCUUCCCCCGUUUCUUCUCCACUACGUGAUAUUGUCUUGGAGUGAAGUGAACGUCGCAAAGAAAAAGGACUAAAUAGAAGAAAGGAGCAGAAACAACAACAUUACCCCCAAAAGCUGCCUCUGGAGCAGUGAAGUGUCUUCAUGGCAGUUCGUAGAGGACACAUAAAGUACAUGAAAGCCGAUCUGCAGGAGGUGUAUGACAUGUCGAACGGUUACGAAGACCACAUGGGAGGGGACGAGGGGAAGGACUCCAAGACCAACCUGAUCGUGAACUACCUGCCUCAGAGCAUGUCGCAGGACGAGCUGCGGAGCCUCUUCAGCAGCAUCGGAGAGGUGGAGUCCGCCAAGCUGAUUCGAGACAAAGUCGCAGGCCACAGUUUAGGGUACGGAUUUGUUAACUAUCUUAACCCUAGUGAUGCAGACAGAGCUAUCAGUACACUGAAUGGACUAAGGCUACAGUCCAAAACUAUCAAGGUUUCAUACGCACGGCCCAGCUCUGAUACCAUAAAGGAUGCCAACCUGUACAUCAGCGGCCUGCCAAAGUCCAUGACCCAGAAGGAUGUGGAGGAUAUGUUUUCACGUUUUGGACACAUCAUUAACUCUCGUGUGCUUGUUGACCAGGCCACAGGUACGACAGGCGCUUCCCGCGGGGUGGCCUUCAUCAGGUUUGACAAGCGGGCGGAGGCAGAGGAAGCCGUCAAAACUCUGAAUGGGCAAAAACCACCCGGAGCCGCUGAGCCAAUCACAGUGAAGUUUGCCGCCAACCCAAACCAGGUGAAGAACACGCAGAUCAUCUCUCAGCUCUACCACAACCAGUCCCGGCGCUUCGGGGGGCCCGUGCACCACCAGGCACAGCGCUUUAGGUUUUCCCCCAUGGGCGUUGAUCACAUGAGCGGUGUGGGGAACGUCAGUGUCCCCGGGAACUCCAACUCCGGCUGGUGCAUCUUCAUCUACAACCUGGGCCAGGACGCCGACGAGAGCAUCCUCUGGCAGAUGUUCGGCCCAUUCGGCGCCGUCACCAACGUCAAGGUGAUCCGAGACUUCAACACCAACAAGUGCAAGGGCUUCGGCUUCGUCACCAUGUCCAACUACGAGGAGGCGGCCAUGGCCAUCGCCAGCCUGAACGGCUACCGGCUCGGAGACAAGAUGCUGCAAGUGUCCUUUAAGACCAGCAAGGGCCACAAGUAAAGAGAGCGGGACAAUCGGGUGUAGAGGAGAGAUGGAGGUGCCCUGCGCCAGGCUGUUAUAGCAGAGAACAGAAGUAUUGAGUUUUCAAAGUCUGGCACAUCUGUUGGUUUUUAGUGUAUUCAGAGUUAAACGAGAUGUUCACUCUUCUGCACCUUUGUACUUGUCUAAAAGAGUGUUGAAGCUUUUUUUCCCCCAUCUUUUUAUACUCACGCUUGAGGCUUGAGAGACACUCAGUAGUUUUAAUGUUUAGUGGGGGGGUGGGUAGGGUAAAAUCCCCUGAUUCCCUCGGAUAACUUUUUGAAAAUUAUCUAAAAAUACUGUCCGUAUGUGUUGCAUGUUUAACUGUGGGGACUAGAUAAAGGGGGCCGGCAAACGGUUCUGAGCAGUGCACUAAAAAAUAAGGAAUGUCCCACAAAUUGUACUCAAAGUGUUGCCAUGACAUGUCUGUGGAUGAUUGAGUCCCAAAAAAAAAAUGUGACAGACAUUUUCUUGCCCUUAGCCAGUGGUUGUCUCGUUUGGGAAGCAGUGCUCUGUUCUGGUUCCUCGUCAUAAGUAGAGCUAGAAGCCUUAAAUGAUUAUCCAGUGGAAGUGCAGACCUACAGUACUACCCACUGUCUCGAGUCAAUCUAAGAGCAAAGCACUUUUAACUUAUCUGCUUUGGGUUACUAUGAAUAUCAGUCUUUUUGAUGUGAAUCCAGGAAUUUUGCUCAUCCUCCUACCAGUUUAACAAUUUUAAACACGACUAACUCUGGAGGGAAAUGUUUCUGUGUUGUUAUCCCCGCGUUAAGUGUCUUUUUAUUAUCUAAGUUGCAUUUCAGGAGAAUCCUGUUGAAUAUGAACCCAAGUCAAUGAGUAUGAAAAUAAGAUGGACCAAAGGCAGGGAGAGAUUUGAUCCUAUUACUGCAGAAAAUCAAGUUUUCUGAGCAGAUUUAAGGUAAAUGUAUACCUUGUUUUUUAUUUUGAAGUUUGUUUUGAAAAGGUACUAUGGUAUGUCUGACACACAUCAUCACUUUGACUCAGUAUGCCGUUCUGUUUUGUUUUUGUUUUGGAUAUUUUUUCUUUCUAAAGGCAAAGACUUUUUAUUUGUUACAAUGUAAAUUACAAACUUGUUUUAUCUCAAGUUUGGAGAACAUGAAUGGCCUUUGUUAAUUAUCUCCUUUUUCAUUUGCUUUCUUUUCUUCCUUCUUUGUUUUGGUAGUUUCACUUUGAACAUAAACCAUUAAAUUUUAUUUCUUUUUGCCGGAAGUUUUGUUUUGUUUGUUUUUCCUUUUUUUAAUUAACCUUUUUUAAAGAUUUGGUUUGAGUUUUGUUCUAUUAUUUUUCUCGUACCAAAUCUGCAGUGUUGAUGAAAGCUGUUACAGAAAGUGUUUCCUCUGGAGGCUUUUAAACCUCCGAGACGGCUUUAAAAAAAUGUAAGAAACAUUAUAAGGACCAAUGGAAGUUGCUUAAAAAUAUGAUUUAACCUGUACACAGACACUCAAAGGAAGGUCCUAAAGACAUUUCAUGAAGCAACUUUUAAACCGCGGAAUAUUAACGUGGUCUGUAAAUGUAAGCUGUCCCUUUUGCGUUAGUUUGCUUUUCAGAAGGUGUGAGUUAUACAAAUAUUCUCUCUCGUAUGACGAGUUCAUCAGGAACUUUACAGUAAGUUUAAAUUGCAUUGGUUAGCUUGAACACAACCAAUGCACAACAAAACUACUUUCACUGUCAAUUCUUUAAAAAAUCCAGUAUGUGUAGUGAAGAAAACUGAGGCUUUGACCUAAAGCACCAAGUGGGAUUACUGUUAAAUAGUGAGCUUUGUUCACCCGCUCAGUACAACACUUAUUAUAUCUUCCAUUUAGGUAAGAUCAGCAAAUCAAAGCUCGUCUUUGAUAUAUGGUGAUCUUGGUUUUUAGGGAACAAUACCUGCUCACAUUAUAGGAAUCACUUAGAAACCUUUUUCAUUAAUAAUCCCCCCGACACGUCAUUUUAUGCCUCAUUAAUGUACACAAUCUGAAAAGAGUAUUCCCUUAACAAGCUUCAGAUUUCACUCUUAAAAGUGCUUUUUAAAAAUUUGUAUUCGUUUGUUAUUUUCGUGUCACAAUCCUUAACUUUGUGCAAUAUUUUGUGACUUGCUCAAAGCGGUUAAUAGAAAGUUGAUGUAGUCUUGGACCGUCGUCUUUUAAAAAAAAUAAUUUCUUUUUUUCUACUGACGUUUGUUACUGCUUAGUUUUUUCAGCAGUUUUAGUUGGAAUUGCGUGAUUCAUGCAAGCACAUUUGUUUUAGGGGCAGUCUGAAUAAACUGCGUUCCGCCUUAAUUUAUAAGUGGGAAUGGUGUAUUUCACAUCAGAGGAGGCGCACAUAUUUAUUUGACAAUGUAUGUGUUCAUACUUGUUACUUAUUCAACUGUUUUGACUGGAUUUUUGUUGUCUUGGUUUUAAGGGCACUAAGUAGAAGUCCAUUUAAUGUCUUCUAACAUUGGAUCAUUUCAAUAAAAACAUGGUGGCUUUUCAGAAAUGAA